Ziziphus jujuba (common jujube) is the source of this 1821-nucleotide messenger RNA. RefSeq names its product BAHD acyltransferase At5g47980. Bases 69 to 1409 code for a protein of 446 amino acids. NCBI's taxonomy places the organism in Eukaryota, Viridiplantae, Streptophyta, Magnoliopsida, Rosales, Rhamnaceae. The record is from RefSeq and is a predicted model, not a curated record. The transcript has 2 exons.
AAUUCACAAAUCUCUCAAACAAAUCUCAAUCUUUUAAUUCAUUAUAAGGAAAAAAAAAAAAAAAAAAAAUGAAGGUUGAGGCCUUUGACAGAGAAACAGUAAAACCUUCUUCUCCAACCCCUCACCAUCUUUCAACUUUGAAGCUCUCUCUUAUAGAUCAGUAUGCUCCAUCUGCCAUGUACACCCCACUACUUCUCUUCUAUCCCAACACCAUUAACAUUGCCAAUAGCUUCUCAGACAACCACCAAGCCACCAUUGCUGCAGCUCAAAAAUCCAAACGUCUGAAAAAAACUUUGUCACAAACCCUAACGCAUUUCUACCCUUUAGCAGGAAGAGUGAGAAGCAACCUUUAUAUCGAUUGCAACGAUGAAGGAGCUGAAUAUGUUGGAGCCAGAACCAAAUGUCCAAUGUCAAUGGUUCUGAAGAACCCAGAUUCCGAGAUGCUAAGAGAGUUCCUCCCCCUUGAUACUGAAAGUGAAGAAGCAGGGACAGGUCCUCUGGUGCUUGUCCAGGUCACGUUCUUCGAAUGCGGUGGGAUGGCGAUAGGGCUGUGCAUCUCACACAAGGUCGGUGAUGCAUCCACAUUAGCCACGUUCAUGAAGGGCUGGGCUGCAAUGGCGGCGGCGGAUCUUGGUUCCGGUACUACUCUGCUUCCUGAAUUUGGUGCUGCAUCUCUUUUCCCACCCAUGGAACAGUACUGCUGUUCGGGGGAUUCGAACUUGGAACCUUCUUCUUUAGAUUUGGUUAAGAAAAAGUGUUCGACGAAGAGGUUCGUUUUCGAUUCGUCGAAGAUCGAAGCUCUUAGGAGUAAAGCAACAAGUGAGAAUGUGGAAAAACCAACAAGAGUUGAAGCGAUUUCCGCACUCAUUUGGAAAGUUGCAAUCCAAACAUCAAGAAAGAUGAAUUCUAUGAGGCCUUCUGUGCUUUGCCAAUGCAUCAAUUUGCGUAAACAAAUGGUUCCUCCCUUGUCCGAGAAUUUUCUCGGGAAUCUAACGGAUUACUUUGCUGUGAAGACAGAAGGAAGUGAAAUAGAUUUGAAAGGCUUGGUUGCUAUGUUGAGGAAAGGAAUGGAAGGGUUUAAAGAAGAUCAUGGAAAAGGAAAAUUUGAUUGGGAAAGGAGAAAGGAAAAACUAGAAGUGUUUGGAAAACUUCCUAAAGAUGAUGGAAUAGACAACUAUAAUUUCAGUAGUUGGUGUAGGUUUCCAUUUUACGAGGCUGAUUUUGGAUGGGGAAAGCCAAUAUGGGUUAGCAUUGCUGGUAUGGUUUUCAAGAAUAUUAUCUUUUUGUUGGAUACAAAAGAUGGAGAUGGAAUUGAAGCUUGGUUCAUUUUUGAAGAAAAUUAUAUGGCCUUAUUUGAAAGCAAUAAGGAGUUGCUUGCUUUUGCUAGUUUGAAUCCAAGUGUCAUCUAGUUAGUCUUAAUUAAAUUUGAAGUACCAAAUAUAUAUAAAUUAUCUGUCAAAUUCCAUCACACAGUUUAUAUUGGAUUCUAUGUGGCUUGUGGUAAUUGGCUGCUAAAAAACUCAAUGUAAACUAUCCAAUAGAACGCAUUAAAUAAUUUUAAUAUAUAUAUAUAUAUAUAUAUAUAUAUUGCUGAGAGAGGAUGUUUUAUCACAAAUAUAUAGUAUCCAGCUGCUGUUUUAGUGUGAAACAAUUAUGGGCUUUGGAAUUUCCCAAAAAUUGAUAAAGUUGUUGUAAUUGUUGCUUUUGUACUCUGAGAGAGUUUAUCUUUAUCGAUUUUUUUUUUCCCCUUUUCUUAUUUGAAUGUUUAUCAGUAUUUCAUGCAUGUAUUUAGAUUAUUAGUUGGUAAAUUUGAUUAAAGUU